CAGUCAGUCAGACACAUAUAUCCCGAUCCCCCCCUAUAUUAGACAUGUUGUCGCCAAGUAUUUACAGUGUUUGCAAUCAGUUGCACAAUAUCUUAGACCAGGACAUCAAACUAUCGUUGCAAUUAAACAACCGGCGAAAGUCGUUAGUGUUGCAAAUGAUACGUGACGGAAAUACCCAAUCGUUUAUCAAUGCCAUCGAAUCGGCCGUCGAGUACAAGAAAGUGAUCCACAGGUCAUCAUCCGGUGAUGAAAACAAUAACAACAAUAAGACAAUCAAUAGAUGUACUGAUGAACAGAUGAGACAGUUAUGUUACGCCAAACUUAAUGCCAGUCCUGUAGACUCAUCCCCGACAACGACAACUACACCGCCAAUACUUACCAGAAAUAUGAUUGAUAUCAUUGGCAAAGAUAUCGGACAAGACAUUAACUACCCGUCCAUCGAUACCAGUAAUGGUGACGGACUUCGUAUAAUGUCUUGGAAUAUCUGUUCCGAAGCAUUGGCCAUCAAUUAUGACCGAUUUGAGACAUUACCAGAGGAUCAGCUAAGAUGGUCGUCAAGAAUCUGGAAGAUUGUAUUAGAAAUAGUCAACUACUCGACCAUUGAUGUCAUUUGUAUGCAAGAGGUCGACUGUUUUGACUACCUGAUCAGUAUACUAAGCCAACUGGGCUAUGGCGGUAUAUUUGUACCGAAACCCGACUCGCCAUGCAAUUAUAUGGCCAACAAUUCGGGACCCGACGGUUGCGCCAUAUUCUGGCGUACCGAUAGGCUAGACCUAAUCAAAUACUCCAAACGUAUUUUGCGUGUCUACUCCUAUAAGACCAAUCAAGUGGUACUGACGGCUACAUUCAAACAUCGCCUAUCGGGACGGUAUGUUUGUAUAGCCAAUACUCACCUGAAAGCCAGACGCGGACCUAUACUAUCGGCCUAUCGUAAUGAACAAGGCAAAGAUCUACUAAAAUAUUUGUUGAAAAAAUCAAAACAUAUGCCGUUAGUUGUUUGCGGCGAUUUUAAUGCCGAACCCCAGGAACAGGUCUACAGGCACCUGACGUCUACCACAUCCUCAGUGUUGUCAUCGGUUUAUAGGCAAGCCUUGGGUUCGGAACCGGCAUUCACUACAUGGACUAAACGUCAGGGCGAACGACAAUUGAAGAAAACAUUGGACUAUAUAUUUGUCCGAAAAGAUUGUUUUUCAGUUAAAUCUGUACUAUCAGUGGACAGUAAGCUAUUGACUAAACCUAUACCUAAUCCCUGGUAUCCGUCCGAUCACUUGUCUCUGGUAACGGAACUGACAUUUAUCGACAAAUAAGUCAAUCAAUCAAUCAAUCAUUCAAUCAAUUAAACUAAAAAAAAAUAAAUCAAAACAUAACUUAUUAUUAUUUC
This is a messenger RNA of Oppia nitens, 1381 nucleotides long. RefSeq names its product nocturnin-like (gene cu). Bases 45 to 1307 code for a protein of 420 amino acids. Lineage: Eukaryota; Metazoa; Arthropoda; Arachnida; Sarcoptiformes; Oppiidae. Gene Ontology annotation, molecular function: 3'-5'-RNA exonuclease activity. The transcript has 5 exons. The record is from RefSeq and is a predicted model, not a curated record.